This is a messenger RNA of Austrofundulus limnaeus, 2891 nucleotides long. Its product is annotated as oxysterol-binding protein-related protein 2. Gene Ontology annotation, molecular function: cholesterol binding. The record is from RefSeq and is a predicted model, not a curated record. NCBI's taxonomy places the organism in Eukaryota, Metazoa, Chordata, Actinopteri, Cyprinodontiformes, Rivulidae. Gene Ontology annotation, cellular component: cytosol; plasma membrane; perinuclear endoplasmic reticulum.
GAGCUGUCUAAAAUAGCCAUGCCCGUUGCGUUCAACGAGCCGCUGAGCUUUCUCCAGAGAAUCUCUGAGUACAUGGAGCACACUCACCUCAUCCACAAGGCCUGCAGCUUAUCUGACUCUAUAGACCGCAUGCAGGUUGUUGCUGCUUUCGCUGUUUCAGCUGUUGCGUCUCAGUGGGAACGGACUGGAAAGCCAUUUAAUCCUCUGCUGGGGGAGACAUUUGAACUCACAAGAGAGGAGGAGGGAUACAGAUUGAUCUCAGAGCAGGUGAGCCAUCACCCCCCAAUCAGUGCCUUCCACGUUCAGUCUCUGAAGCAGGAGUUUGAGUUUCACGGCUCAAUCUACCCAAAACUGAAGUUCUGGGGCAAAAGUGUGGAAGCAGAGCCUAAAGGCACUAUGACGCUGGAGUUAUUAAAACACAAAGAAGCGUACACGUGGACAAAUCCAAUGUGCUGUGUGCACAAUAUCAUCUUGGGAAAACUCUGGAUCGAACAAUAYGGAGCAGUGGAGAUAAUCAACCACAGCACCGGAGAGAAGUGUGUUUUAAACUUUAAACCCUGUGGGAUGUUUGGAAGAGACCUUCACAAAGUGGAAGGCUACAUCCAGGACAGAAGUAAGAAGAAGCGGAGCGUCAUCUAUGGGAAGUGGACGGAGUGCAUGUACAGCAUCGACCCUAAGCUAUAUGACACAUACAAGAAGUCAGAGAAGAAGACCGGCAGCGACUCAAAGAAGCUGAAACAGGAACAAAGCUGUGAAGGUGAGGAGGCUGAUGACCUGCCAGAAGUUCAGGAAACUGUGACUGUGAUACCAGGAAGUGCCUUAUUGUGGAGGGUAACACCGCGGCCUGCUCACUCAGCACAGAUGUAUAACUUCACCAGCUUUGCGGUGACACUAAACGAGCUGGAGCCCAGCAUGGAGAGGCGCCUGGCGCCGACAGACUGCCGACUGAGGCCCGACAUCAGAGCCAUGGAGAACGGAGACAUAGAUUUAGCGAGUGCAGAGAAAGAGAGGUUAGAGGAGAAACAGAGAGCUGCACGCAGAGAACGCUCCAGAGAUGAAGAGAAGUGGACAACCAGGUGGUUUGAGCUGAGAACAAACCCUCACACGGGGGCUGAGGAUUGGCUGUACACAGGCGGAUACUUUGACAGGAAUUACACCGACUGUCCUGACAUUUAUUGACCCAGGAGACCCCCUCGGUGGAUCGGGCAGCAUUCACUUUAUUCCUCAGCAUCUCCGAUAUGUGACGUUGUGAUGGUCAGACCCUCACUGUUCUGUUAAUCAGAUUAUCUGCAACUGACUGUGAACAUGCUCUGCAGGAGAAGAGACGUAACAUUAAGGAGAUCUUUUUUUAGAGCUUACUGACCAUAAUGUUGGUGUUUUAACCUAAAACUAUAUUCUACUCACAGCUCAAGGGUGUCAAACCAGCCGUGAUUCCUGGGAGCAAACUUCUGCAGGACACUAAAGGAUAAAAAUAUAAAUCCAGGUUUUAGUUCAAGUUCUCAGUCGUUAUCUUAUCUGUAGGUGAGCUCCACACUUCUGUCUAGUUUCAUUCAGAUAUCAGGGGUUAUUUCAACACAUCUGCUACUUUUCUAUAAUUAGAUGUCUAUUUUAUUCAACACUAAAUAUCUUUAACACGUCACAAGUGUUCCUGUGAAUCGAGACUCACCGUAGAGCAUAAGAAGCUGCUUUAUAACUAUGUUAUACUGUUGGGUCAUAACAUACUUGUCCACUGUAAUAUAAAAAUGUUCAUAAGAAUUGGUGCGUGCAUGUUCACCAAGAUUUUAGACUACACGAGAUUAAAGCCAUGAAAACCCCUCUUUCUGCACUAAGUGAAUGAAUUCUGUGGAUAAAACAACCGAUUUCAGCUGCCUCCUCAGCCCUGUCCUCUGACAGGUUUCUGCAAACAAACAGAGAUACCCAAAAGGGAUUCAGAAAUACAAGAAUCAAGACAAUUUUAAAAUUGUGAGGUCUGUGUUGACAAGAUUUUCUCUUAUAUUUGGAGCUUCCCGUCUUCAAGCCUGUAAACAUAAAGUAAAACAACAAUAUGAACAUGGUUGGUUGAGCUGUCUUUUUAUUAAUGCCAAAUGUGCAGUGUAAUUUACUUGUAAAUGUGCUUAAAACCUCAUUCUUAAAAUCUGAACAGAAUACCUGAAUAUUCAUUGAUUCUCAGGCAGGAUUUGCAGUCAUCAAAAGACAAAGAGGUAUUUUAAAAGACACAAUCUGGAAAUGUAAGUCUAAAUGAGUGGAUCAUAUAUGUGUUCGUAUUUUAUCAGACAGCUUGAGAAGCACACCUUUCCAGAGAAACGUAGGUCAGACUGGCUGCUGACGGCGUCUCCUCACCUGUAGACACCUGAUCCUAACGGGCUUGAAAAGCCUGAGUCAUGUUUUCAGGCAGGGUCAGUGAGACAGGAGGCUGCAGGCAUCAUAAACCUAUGCAAACUGAUCCAUCCUAUCUGCUCUGCUGAAAUGUGAAUUUAGCCUUCAGCUGGUUUGUGCUUCAGACAUUAAUGAUGAGCUCCAUCAGUGAUGUGAGCUGAAAAUCCAACACUACAUGCUGCAGCGGUUGUCUGUCGGUUCAGUUUUGUUUGUUUUUAAGCACUUCCUUGGUGUAAAGCUGCACAUCUGAGCACUCACAGUCCUAUGCACUUGCAUGUGGAGUGAAAUGUGGCCCAGCUGCUCAUCCCUUUACUCUGAAUUUAAAGCACUUUGUUAAACCCUGCAGCCUCUCAGAGCUGCAGGUCCAGUCGUUUCAUCUCUGUGUCGACCAUCCUUUUUUAAAAAAUAUUUACAUUGUUGUGUUUGUUCUUCCCCCUCCUCUUUCAAAUGUUCCCCAGACGCGAUCAUAUGCAUACGAACCAUAUUUAAAAAAUAAAUUAUUGGCUACAAUCUGA